Erpetoichthys calabaricus (reedfish) is the source of this 880-nucleotide messenger RNA. RefSeq names its product NADH:ubiquinone oxidoreductase complex assembly factor 4 (gene ndufaf4). Gene Ontology annotation, cellular component: mitochondrion. Bases 135 to 674 code for a protein of 179 amino acids. The record is from RefSeq and is a predicted model, not a curated record. NCBI's taxonomy places the organism in Eukaryota, Metazoa, Chordata, Cladistia, Polypteriformes, Polypteridae. Gene Ontology annotation, biological process: mitochondrial respiratory chain complex I assembly. The transcript has 3 exons.
CUCCUUUCGCAUUUUCUCGCAUAGUUUGUCACUUCAAGCUUGCCGUUGCGGAGCCGUUAAGUUUGUCCUAUCUUGUUUGUCGUACCGGCGGCAGCUGCUUGUGUGCCGUAUUAUCACGACCCCGUGGGUAAAAGAUGGGGUCGCGUUUUACACGAGCGCUUAGGAAUUUUAAUUUGGAAAAUCGUGUUGUCAAAGAAAUCAGUAAACCAAAGCCGUCAGCAGCCCCGCGUUAUCCUUCAGAUAAACACCAAUUUGAGCAAAGCAGCGAAGAAUCUAUAAUCCAUGAUGACAUCCAUAAGAAAAAUGACCAUCUAUUAAAAUUAUUGAAGACAAUAUAUGUUGAGACAAAAGAUCCUUCUUUAGAGAAGAGGAAACCAGAUCUGCCUGUUUUGAUGGAAGUGGAGCACAGACACCCUAAAUUCAGUCUACCAAAUGAGUCUUUACAAAUGUUAAAUAUCAAAACAAUACCGAAAGGAAAAUUAACUGUUGUUGAAGCUGUGAUGAUCCUGAACAAUCAUAAGAAGUCUCCAGCAACCUGGACUGUAGAAAAUAUUGCCCAAGAGUACUGUUUAGAUUUAAAUGAAACCAAGGCAGUUUUAGAUUUUUUCAUUCCUUUUAAUGUGAAAAUUAUACCACCUAAACAAGACAGCAAGAAAAAAAUAAAAGCCACAUAGCACUGGUCCACUGCCUUCAGUUAUGGACAAUAAUAAAAAUAAAUGAGUUAAUAUUAUCAGGCCUGUCAUUUUUUCAUUUACUUGGAGUUUUUAUAGAGAUACAUGAUUUGUUUUUUUGUUAAACUGUGUAUGUCUGAACAGGAUAUAUUUAUCUACUGUGUAUGGUAUGCCUGCUAAGAAUAAAGAUAUGAAUGUACAUUUUCUUA